AUGAUAGUGGAAGUGUUCAGUAUUGAGGUGGGAAGUGCUGAAAUGGUGAUGCCAUUUGUGGUGUCGAUCAACUGCGAGCUUCCUCUGAACCAACGAAAUACAUUUGAUGUGCACGUGAUGAUUUUCGUCGGCUUCGGCUUCCUAAUGACCUUCCUACGGAAGUAUGGAUACAGUUCUGUGUCCUUUAACAUGCUGGUUGGGGCGCUCACUGUUCAGUGGGCCAUUAUCGUCAGAGGUCUGUUUGAACUCGAGGAGGACUCCAAGAUUCACGUCUCGCUCACCAGUUUACUGUCAGCAGAUCUUGCCACAGCGGCGGUUCUGAUAUCAAUGGGAGCCGUUUUGGGAAAGACGACUCCUUUGCAGCUUAUUUUAAUGAGCUUCAUUGAAAUCGUAAUAGCGACCGCAAACGAAUAUUUGGGAGUACAAAUUUUCAAGGCGGUGGACGCAGGCGCGUCCAUGUUCGUGCACGUGUUCGGCGCCUACUUCGGGCUGGCGGUGAGUCUGGUGCUGGGCCACGGCGCGCGCAUCCGCAAGGGCGAAGGCAACGCGCUGGAGGGAGCCUCCUACUCCUCCGACCUCUUUGCCAUGCUCGGCACGAUGUUCCUGUGGAUGUUCUGGCCCAGCUUCAACGGUGCCCUGGUGGAGGCGGACGCCCAGCACCGCGCCGUCAUCAACACCUACCUGUCGCUGGCCUCCUGCUGCGCCGUCGCUUUUGUCCUCUCCGCGCUGCUCAGCCACGACAACAAGUUCGACAUGCAAGUUCGACAUGAACGCGACGCUGCGGCGCCGUGGCGGUGGGCAACGCGCGGGACAUGCUGCUACAAGGCCCUGGAGGCGCCUUGCGGUGGCGCGCUGCCGGGCCUGUCCGUCUUCGGCUACGCGCGCCUACAGCCGUUCCUGCUGAGACGCCUGCGCCUGCACGACACGUGCGGCGUGCACAACCUGCACGGCAUGCCGGGGCUGCUGGCGGGCGCGGUGGGCGCGCUGGCGGCCGGCCUGGCCUCCCCGGAGGCGUACGGCGGCGCCGCGGCGCUCGCCAAGGCCUUCCCGGCCCGCGCCGCCGCCUCCCUCGCCGCCAACGCCACCGCCACCGCCGCCCUGGACGGCGCCGGGCGCGCGGCGGNNGGCGCCCAGGCCGGCUACCAGCUGCUGGCGCUCGCCGUCACCCUGGCCGUCGCCUGCGUUUCAUCUUGAAAUUACCUUUUCUUAAUGGUGUGUCAAGAGAUUACUGGUUCAGUGACGAGUAUCACUGGGAAGUUCCAUCAGAAAAUCAUUCACAAAAGCUUGAGAAUGGCAAUGAACAAGAGGACACAAAAACUGAAACAUUAUAUGAUUCACAACUGCAUAUCUGACAUUCAUAGAGAAUUUUAUCAUAGAACGAGUCAUUUUUGUUCGUUUGUUUUUUUGCCCCACACCAGAUCUUCAAGUUCCAAGAUUCAUUUUUGCCAAUUGUAUAUAUUUCAUCAUGUACUAAAUUGUAAAACAAAAUUCAAAUAAUUUCUAUUUAUUGUAUACAUUUGUUUUUUACCUUGUAUUGAAUUACAAAAUUUUCAUUUUAUUUAAGAAGCUAAUGUAAUAAUUACCUAUAUUUAAUUAUACUGAACUUUUAAAAAAUUCCUUACUGGAAAAUAUUUGUAUGAAGUUGGGUUUGGUGACUAUUCCACAUACUUCCAUUCACAUACUAUUCCAUACAUUCCAUUCAUUGUUAUUCGCAAUGAAGUCUCAAUACAUCAUUUCUUAUUUGUUAGUUUUCUCAAAUCUGUGUCCACAAUUUGCAAUUUACCCAUCUCCCCCAUCCAUUGGUUUUUUGCAUCUUUUUCCAUUCCCAGAGUUAGAAAACUGUAAUUAUGUUUUAUUCUUAAAUACUUCCACAUUAUUAUUUUUGGUAACUGGUUGGAUGUGAGAUUAUUCUGUACAAGAGGUGUCACAAGAGUUCUGCUGGGUGAGUAAGUUAUUUAAAAAUUAAGAAUAAAUACUUGAAUGUGUAUUGAGUUAAAAGCUAAAUAAUUGAUUAAGUACACUAUUGCAGCCGUGAACUAUGUUUCCUAUUGUUUUUUCUUAAAAUUUUAUUUUAGAAAAAUAGUUAAUUCUGUUAAUAUGGUCUACAUUAGUUUAUUAUUCACUUUUUCCUGCAAGUUUUUAGUCUUAGAAUUUGGUGUCAUCUUCAGGAGUCAUAAUUUAUAUUGAGCAACAGCUUAGUUGAUUACAAAAUACACCCUUUUUAACAUUUACAAAUGGUAUGACAAAUGGAAGCCUAUAAAUCCUGGUAUGGCUAUAGCAUGAUCGUAUUUUUUACUUCAAGAAUUAAACAUUAAUUUAUUUUUAA
This is a messenger RNA of Gryllus bimaculatus (two-spotted cricket), 2326 nucleotides long. NCBI's taxonomy places the organism in Eukaryota, Metazoa, Arthropoda, Insecta, Orthoptera, Gryllidae. The record is from the annotation of a GenBank genome assembly.